UUAUGAAACAUUUAAUUUAGUUUCAACUUAGCUUCAGUAUAAUUAAUUUUGCACAUAUCGAAAAAUGAAAUUUUUCCUUUAUUUCGGAUUAAUCACAAUUUCUUUCGCAAUUUGUGAAUGUUUGAAAUGUUAUAACUGUUAUCGUUCCUCUAAACUCGUAAAAAUGGAUACUGUAAUAGAAAAUAUGCACAAUGAUAAUGAAACUUUCGAAACUAAACCAUGUAAUUAUGAUACUAACGGAAAAUUAGUAGGUCCAUUUUGUGAAACUCCAAAAAAAUGCGGCUAUUUUAAUAUGAACAUGGGUCCAGAAAUAGAGAUCUUUGAUUUAUAUUUUUGUUUUGAAGCAGAAACAAAAACUGUUUUUCGACAAUUCAAAUAUGCUAAUAACAAAUAUUUAAAGGGUUAUCGCAAAAUUUGUUCCACUGAUUUGUGUAAUGGUGCUUCUUCAAUUACAAUUACGUCACUAGUAAUUACCAUAGUAUUAUUAUUAUUGUUGUUGUUUUCAUAAAAAAUUAUUGUACCUAAA
Leptopilina boulardi is the source of this 526-nucleotide messenger RNA. RefSeq lists its product as uncharacterized. The coding region runs from base 65 to 508 and encodes 147 amino acids. Lineage: Eukaryota; Metazoa; Arthropoda; Insecta; Hymenoptera; Figitidae. The record is from RefSeq and is a predicted model, not a curated record. The transcript is spliced from 3 exons.